AUGGUCGAGAAGGUCUACGUCACAUACAACCAGGUCCACAAGCUCUGCCAAGAGGCAGCAGACCAAAUCCUCAAUGAGUUCCAGCCUAACCUUAUGAUCGCCAUUGGCGGUGGUGGUUACGUCCCUGCGCGCAUCCUUCGUUCCUUCCUCAAGAAGCCCAACAGCCCCAACAUCCCCAUCCAGGCCAUCGGUCUCUCCCUUUACGAACAACUCGGCUCGGGUCCCGACUCUGAGGUCGAAACCCCCGGCACAAAAGUAACACGAACCCAAUGGCUGGACCUCUCCUCUCUCGAGAUGGCCAACCUGAUCGGCAAAAACGUCCUUAUCGUCGACGAGGUAGAUGACACACGCACCACCCUCGAAUACGCCGUCCGCGAGCUGGAGAAGGAUGUCGAGACCGCAGUCAAGAAGCUCGGCCGCGAGGGCGAGAAGACAAACUUCUCAAUCUUCGUCUUGCACAACAAGGAUAAGGCGAAGAAGGGUCAACUGCCUCAGGAGAUUCUCAAGGGCAGGUAUUGUGCUGCCAGGACAGUUGGAGAUGUUUGGAUCAACUACCCUUGGGAGGCUACCGACAUUGACGAGCACGACCGUUUGUCGAGGGAGCAGGAGAGCAAGCAAUAA
This is a messenger RNA of Alternaria arborescens, 621 nucleotides long. RefSeq lists its product as hypothetical. Gene Ontology annotation, biological process: GMP salvage; IMP salvage; hypoxanthine metabolic process. The record is from RefSeq and is a predicted model, not a curated record. The transcript is spliced from 4 exons. Gene Ontology annotation, molecular function: hypoxanthine phosphoribosyltransferase activity. Lineage: Eukaryota; Fungi; Ascomycota; Dothideomycetes; Pleosporales; Pleosporaceae. Bases 1 to 621 code for a protein of 206 amino acids. Gene Ontology annotation, cellular component: cytoplasm.